AAGUUGCCCAGACUUUUAGCUCCGAUCUUGCUUUUAUUUAGACCCAUGUUCUUCUGUAAUUUGGAGAACCACUGCUCUCUUCAAUUCCCACCGUCUCCAUACUUUUUGGGAUGGAUUCAACCACAAAUGAUCUAGUCCAUGAGUUCCCACCCUUUCUCAAAGUUUAUAAAGAUGGUCGCGUUGAAAGAUAUGCCUUCAUGGGCACGGACCCCAUCCCUGCAGGCCUCGACCCAAAGACUGGAGUCCAAUCCAAAGAUGUCGUAAUCUCUCCGGAAACUGGUGUCAAGGCUCGAAUUUUCAUGCCCAAAAUUGACCAGCCCGGCCAGAAGCUGCCUCUCCUCAUCCACUACCACGGCGGAGGAUUCUGUAUCGGAUCAGCCUUGGACAAUGUAGCUUGGAAUUUUCUCACCUACCUAGUUUCACUAGGCAAUAUGAUGGCCAUUUCAGUUGAGUACAGGUUAGCCCCAGAACAUCCUCUGCCUAUUGCUUAUGACGACUCAUGGGCCGGGCUGCAAUGGGUUGCAUCUCACUUCAAUGGGUCAGGGCCUGAACCGUGGAUCAACGAGCAUGCGGAUCUCAACCGGGUUUUCUUGUUGGGUGAAAGCGCUGGGGCCACUAUCACUCACGACGUGGCCGUCCGAGCUGGUGCCGUGGGAUUAGUCGGAUUAAAGGUUGUCGGAAUUCUCAUGGUGCAUCCAUUUUUUGGAGGUAAAGAGACAGAUGAAAUGUACAAGUACUUGUGUCCAACUAGUAGUGGGCGUGACGAUGACCCGAGAUUGAACCCGGUAGUGGAUCCGAAUUUGGGUAAGAUGGCGUGCCAAAGGGUGAUGGUUUUUGUGGCGGAGAAAGACUGGCUGAGAAAUAGGGGACAGGCUUACUAUGAAACAUUGGGUAAGAGCGGGUGGGGUGGGACUGGACCGCAAGAUUUAUGAAUAUUUGUCCUCCAUGUUAUGUCAUUUUAUUUGAUAUUUGUUUCCACAAAAGAGAAUAUGGCUUCUCUGAUUUCUUCACUUUUUAUUUUUAACUUUUACAAACUUUUGAACUGAGCAUCUUUCGUGAACCUAAUCCUUAUCCUUAACAACCAGAUGUUAGCUAGCUCUUUAUUCAAUUAGGAACCAAAGAAAAUAUAUUUUUCUAUUUCAU
Messenger RNA from Rubroshorea leprosula, 1143 nucleotides. The record is from the annotation of a GenBank genome assembly. NCBI's taxonomy places the organism in Eukaryota, Viridiplantae, Streptophyta, Magnoliopsida, Malvales, Dipterocarpaceae.